AUGUCCGCCUUCAUCACUGCCUACGCGGUCGGCCUAACCAACGGCGGCCUCGACAACGGCGAGAACCGCUACCGCAUUAGCGCAUCCAGCGAGGAGGCCCUCGAGCGCUGGAUUAAGAAUAUUGAGAAGUCCCUUAUCAAGAAUGUCAACAACCGCUGGUUCAUCUUUGACUUUAACGGGUUCCCAAACAUCUACAACUCCUUCCUUGAUAUGCCCAAGGCCCAUGCCGGCGAGAUCAUUAUUGAGCACUUGCACAGCCCGCUUGUGAUGGGCAAGAACCCGCCUCGUGUUUAG
Molecule: messenger RNA, 294 nt
Organism: Aspergillus mulundensis
Lineage: Eukaryota; Fungi; Ascomycota; Eurotiomycetes; Eurotiales; Aspergillaceae
Exons: 2
Coding region: 1-294 (97 amino acids)
Source: RefSeq, a predicted model, not a curated record